CUUCACUUGCGCAGUGAAUUCUAAAUUGUCAAUAAACCGCUAGCAGGUCAUAUGUAAAUAUUAGAAGAUGUGAUAAAGUGUUAGAAUGACACAGUUAUAUUCCAUGAUUGGUGACAAUUAUUUAUUGGAAUCCAGAUUACGGAGCAGGAUAGACAAGGACUAUAUUGUGUAUUACUUAUAUUGAAGACAGUGGAUACACCAAACUAUGAUCAUGUGAUAUACAGAUUCAAUGAAGAUGGACUAUCCAUCGCCUUGCAACCAUCAUGUCAGAGUUCCAAGUUGUGAUUUCCCCAAACUUCCGAAGCAGCUUGAUGAAAUCCCGUCUGCAAAUGAAUUUCCGUUGUUCCGACACCGCUGGAAUUCCAAUGAAGAGGUGGCAGCUGUGCUGACUGCAUUUGACAAACAUAAAGAAUGGAUGUCACUAGAGGUCAAAAUCAGGCCCCCCAGUGGUUCUAUGAUACUGUACAGCAGAAAGAAAGUCAGAUACAAAAAAGAUGGUUACUGCUGGAAAAAAAGAAAAGGAGGAAAAAAUAUACGAGAAGACCAUAUGAAGCUCAAAGUUCAAGGGUUAGAGUGUAUUUAUGGUUCCUAUGUACAUUCAGAUAUUCUACCCACUUUCCAUAGAAGAUGUUAUUGGUUGUUACAAAAUCCUGACAUCGUGUUAAUUCAUUAUUUAAAUGUCCCCUAUCCUGACGAUGGUAAGGUAAAGAUUCCCAUGAUGCCCGGUUCUGUAGAGAAGAAAGAAUGGACGAAAGAAGAACUAGUAGAACAGCUAAGACCAAUGUUUUCUGCUGGUAGCUCAGAUCAAAUGCUUGAAGAAACAGUAGAAAAACUAGUAAAGCACCUUAUACAGUACCAUGAAAGUCAGGACAAGACCAAAGGUCAAAAUAUAGGUUACAAGAAGAUAAGUUGUCAUUCCAAGCUAGAAGAUGGGGCCAGUUCAACAGGGGACCCAUCUUCUGCUUCUAUUCCUGAUGAUUCUCAGUGUAAAGACAUAUUAAUGAACACAGUUUGUCAACUGAAUGCUAAAACUCAACAGUCUUUCCCUCAGGCACCCCAUCAAAGACAUUCAGGAGUUUUACAUAUCCAGCCUAAAGCCACUGAUUCUAUUCCUUGCUCAGAAAAUCUCACUCAAGCUCCAUUUUUGCUCAGUGUGAGUCAGUUACCAACAACGAGUUAUUUGCUGCUGAGUGGAGGAGUAGCCUCAAACACUGUUUCAUCUGUCACUGUAACAUCAGGUUGUCAACAACAACCAAUUCCUCAUGUUUUGGACCAGCCUAUUCAUCAUAUGUCUCACCCUAUCCAAGUACCUCAUAAUAUUCCGGGGCAGCUCAAUUUAUUUGCUCAUCCUAACUCUACAGAUCAUGAUCCUCAUAAAACACAGAUGGUAUAUUCUGAGGCACAGAAUUUUAUGCCUACUUCCUGUACACAGACUAAAACAGAUACGGGUCACGUUCCUCAUCUACGGAAUGUGUCAGCCGAUGAUAUACACGAUCUUAUACAUUCAUCAUUUCCUGUGGCAACAACAAACAAUUACGCUAACUUCCCACAAGCUAUGAGUGACAAUAACAAUACUGGGUUACCAUUGACAACAUCGGACUACAAUAUUCUGGAUAACUUAGAUUUUGAGAUUUCUGAAAUAGAAAAACUUUACAAUGAUCUUAGUAGACAGCCAGCGACUAAUAGUUUAAAAGGGGAUGGAAUGAAUAAAAAUAAUACAUGUGAUCAAGAAUUAACCAAUGAAAUUAACUUAUUUAACAGUGACCUUGUUCAGUCAUGUCAAGUUCAACCUGAACAAAAUUUUCCAGACAUAUCAGAAAUCUGUGAUAACAAGACUGUUAAUAAUGGUAAAGGGUUGUCAGGACAUAAUGGGGAGGAACACAAAAUCCUGGACUACUCUCCGGAGCGGUCAAAUUCUCAGGGAGGAGAGAAAGUAUUAGUUGUAGGACCAUGGUGUUCCUUGUCGUCUCAUUAUUUAUGUUUAUUUGAUAGUAAACCAGUUCCAACAACAUUAAUACAGCCAGGUGUACUGAGGUGUUAUUCUCCAGCUCACAAUAGCGGAGUAGCAUCAUUACAAGUCAGCUGUGAUGGUCAUGUGAUCUCUAAUUCAGUACCUUUUAAAUAUGUGUCACAUGAUGAUAAAAAUAAACACAAAAAUAACUGGUUCUCUAUUUCUGAUGAUGAACUUAAACUGUUGUUGUUAGAAAGAUUAUUUGUGAUUCAAGAAAAACUGAAGAAAACAAUGUCUCGUCAGUCUAUACAAAAGCUGAAAGAAGAAUUAAAAGCAGACCAUUUUGAAAAGAAGGUUGUUUUAUAUGUAAAAUCAUUAAUUUCCAAGCCCUGGGGCAACAUGACAAUAUUUCCAAAACAAGGGAAGCGUAACAUGACAUUACUUCAUAUAGCAGCAGCCCUUGGGUAUCAAGCAUUGGUUCAUACACUCAUUGUAUGGAGGACAGAUAACCCCUCCUGGGUACUAGAUUGUCAAGUGGAUUCUCAUGCAUUGGACGAUAUGUCAUGUACACCAUUGGUCUGGGCAUGUGCAAAAGGUUACAUAUCAACAGUGCAAUUCCUCUACCAUUGGAAUCCUGAUUCAAUACAUAUCAUGACCAAAGAUCAAUUGUCUCCCUUUGCAGUUGCUAAAAAAUUUGGUCACAUCUCAGUUGUCAAUGAGUUGUCUUCCCUUACAGGAAAAUCUAGCAGCCUGUCUUCCCCUUCAAAACAAAUAGAUUCUUCCAAGGCUUUUAAUACCCCUGCUGAUAAAAUGGAAGAUAACAGUGUGUUCAAGUCACCUAAUUCUGUGUUGGGAAGUCUACAUAUAGACAUUCCAGGCCAGUAUGUUCAGUCAAUGAAAAGCAAUAGACCCAAACAUUCCCUGCAAUCUAGUCGACGUAAACUUGCCAAACAUUUCUCCAUUGAUUGUACACCAGAAGACUUCAGCUAUACACCACCUAGUCAGUAUGAAAGGCCAGUACGGGAGACUAACUCUGAACCGAGACUCUGUUCUGUGUCAAGUGCUUUAACAAGUACAAAAAAUCCAAUGCUUUACAAUCCUGGAAGAGAUCUGACCUCACCAGACAUACUGAUUAAACCAGACGAGGACCACAAAACAGCAAUGGACCAUACUGAAACACCCUCAGUCCAUGUUACGGGAACUACUUGUGUAGAAAUGGAUACAGAUCUCGAUGACAACAUGUCUGACGUAUCCUUUUCCAGUCAAGGGAGCCCGAUCAUUGAUGUGGAACGCUUGUCUUCUGAUGACGAGGGUCGUGUGAAUAGAAUUAGAACGGAUAGAUUAUCUAUCAGUGGGGACAGCAGUGAGGAUGCUAAAAGACAGAUGGUUAACCUUGCUCAACAAAUCAUAGCGGCAAUGCCAAUGAGGAUAAAAUUGUCUCCCAGUCGUGUUGAUGAUGCUGCAGAGUUUGCUGCCCGUGAGAGGAGCAGUUCCUACAGCUCCAUACCCUCACAGCCAUCCCCCCAUGCUUCAUCAUAUGAAGAGGAUUCUGGGAUAUCUACUCCAAUGGGGGAUGGAUUUGCUUUUGAUGAAUACAGGUAUUCUGACCUUGGCACACCUGCUUCCUCUCUCAAUAGUCCAGAGUCUACAUGUAUUCCCAGUCCCUACAGUCCGUACGAUUUCAAGCUAGAUUCUCCACCUCCCACGACAGAAGAGUUCACAGAAUACUUUAAUGCUCCGGCCACGUUCAUGGAGAAAGAUUUCUCACUCCUUACAUUAUCAGAUCAAGAACAACGCAAACUCUAUGAGGCAGCUAAAUGCAUACAAAAAACUUACAGAAAAUUCCGAAACAAACAACAAAUGACUCAACAACAGAAAGAAAUGGAGGCAGCUGUUCUGAUACAGAAGUAUUACAGGCGAUAUAAACAGUAUGCAUAUUAUAAGAAGAUGACCCAGGCAGCUGUGUUGAUACAAAGUCAGUUUAGAAGUUAUUAUGCUCAGAAACGGUUCAAGAAGAGUCGAGAUGCAGCAGUGGUCAUCCAAAAUCAAUACAGGACGUAUAAAGAACAUGAACGUCUAAAGAAGGGAGGCAACAAAUCUGUCAUCAUACAACAAAGAUACAGGAGUCAUUACCAGAGAAUACCUAAGCAUGUAGGACGUAAUUCUGACGGACAAAUCGUACAGAUUGUCCCAGAGGGCCCUGACAGAGAGUGGAAAAUAGUCCAUGUUAGGAGGCACACAAGCAGACCAAAGCAACUCACCAGACAACAUAUUACAGCUAACAGACGAUAGCAUAACAGCUCCACCUAGUGAGGAGAAAUCAAGGGAGAGUAGUAAUCAUUGACACACAGAAACUUUACAAACAAAGAUGACCAGAUAAUGAACAAAGAAUAAGACAUGAACUUUUGAAUGGUUAAGGAUUUUAAAAUUUAAUAUUUGUAGUGUUCAGGUUUUUCCCUUAUAAUGCAUAAUUAUUGUAUUUUUGUCAAAUUAACAGAGAAUUAUUUUACUUUCUGUAUGUAAUAUGAUAGACUACAUAAAAAGUAGUAUUGGUUUAAACAAACUUUCAAUAGGUGCAGGUUAAUUUUGCCUGAAUUACUAUAGGAUAUAUUCCUUUACUAUAGAACCAUAGCAUGUUUUGCCUAGUAUUUAAGGUGGUACCCAACACUUUCACUAAAAUUAAUUUGGCUUGUUUAAUUUUCAUAAAAUUUUGUCAAAGUAUUUACUUUGUCCCUUUGACAAAAAUUUAAAAAUUUCAAAAAAUUUGAACCAACCAUUUUAUCAGAAAAAUUUCACUGAUUAUAUAGCAGUUUGACAGACACUAAUUUUGAUCAUUGAGAAGCUAAAUAUUCCUUUACCAGCACAAUGUAUUUAAAACGUUUACCUGAUUUUACAGAGUUAUCUCCCUGUAGUGUUAGGUACCACCUUAAUGAAUACAUUAUAUAAAUACACACAUUUUUGUUUAAACUGAGUUGUAAAAUAUGUAAUAUCAUUAUUCUCUACCUCUAUUUCUAAAUGACAGCUAUUAGAAUAAAAUAGAUUUAGGAAAGUAGAGUAUGAUUGGACUAUUAAAACUCCACAUGUGACAUACUUUAAAGUAAUUUUCUAAACAUCAAAUGGGAAAGCAAACAUAAACAUGAUCAAUAAGCCAUGGCAUGUUCUAACUGUUGAUAUCAUUAACUAAUGAUAGAUAAGAUUUCACCAUGACAAAGAGAGAGAGAGAGUGAGGUUUCAAAUUUUUGCACAAAUAUUUAGAAUGUUACAUUAAUAUACAUAGUCUUUGUCAAUAUUAAUUACUGUGAUUAAUAAUAAUAUUGUAAAAAUGAAAUCACCAUUUAUACUCUGGUUCCCUUCACCAAAUAGAUCUGACCUCUGGGUUUAGUCAAGGUCACUGCAAGUUUUGUAUUUAACAGCAACAUACUUGAGAACAACAUUUGCUAGCGUUAAUUUCUUUUUAAAGAAUUAAAAAUUCUCUAGUUGGUGUAGAAAAUGAUGAAAAUGGAUUGAAUGUAAUGAAAAACAAAUUAAUUUAGUAAUGUAAAAAGAAUGAUGAUUGAAUCCGUAUAAGAUCUUGAAAAGAAAAUUAAUGUUCUAGAGACAAUGCAUGUUAUUUAUUGUUUGAAAUAUAUAGUGAUUCAGUGAAUAUUGUAGCCUAAGAACAAAAUGGAGGAAUUUGUAGAUUUCCCUGUAAAUAACCUGUUAAGUUUAAAUAUUUUAAUGUUAUCUCCCUCCCUUGUUAGUGAAUAUAAACAGUUUGGAGCUCACUAAACAAAUAUAGCAUCAGUGUGGUUCUAUUAUUUAAUUAAGUUUUAGAAGAGUUAAAUUAAAAUGUAGAUUAAUGGAGAACAAGAAAAAAUCUAGCACUUGAGAGGAAAACCCUCCAAAAAAGGUAAAUUAUAUAACCUAGUUUUAUAAUUUAAAUAAAGAGUAUUUAAUAUACUUAAACAAUUUAAGCAAAACAUAAUAGUCUCAAGUUAAUUAAAUUGUCUUUGACUUGAAAGUACUUCAAUAAAAUUUCAUCAUGCAAAUUGAGUUUUCAAAAAUAAGGUUAAAUUUGUUGUGUGAGCUCUUUACUUGGAAGUUGUAUAUUUCUGAUUAAUAUAUUGUUCCUCCUAUUUAUAAAAUUUCCCCCUUUUGAUUGUUAUUGUUUUUUUUCUUGUUGUUAAAUUUAGAAUAUCUAAUUGUAAAUGGCAUAUAUGUUAAAUUAUGAGGUGUGUAAAUAUUUAAAUUUUUUGUAUUAAUUUUUUCAAUGUAUUACAUAAAUUAUCAAAUGUCUUUAUUGUCUCAAAUGGUAAAAUAUCUUUGUAAUCGCUCAUACUUGUUACGAUUUUUUUCGUCUCGCCUAUGUCUAAGUUGAUGAAACAAGACUUAGUCCUACUGUUUCUGAUAUCAGCAAUUUUGUGUUCUCUACGGCAAAAUAAUUGUUUAAAAAUGUGAUGAUAAGAAAGAUUCCUUCAAUGACUUUUUCCAUGACAAACAUGACUUGUUAUGCUGAGUUCACACGUAAUUCGAAUUCGAUUCGCAUUAACUAAUUUGAAUUAGUUUAAUUCGCUUUUGAAUCAUUUUACGUCCCAACGUCAAUUCUAAUUUAAAUUAAUUAAGAUGCAUGUCAAAUUCUCUUUACUGUCCAAAUGACGUUAACUUUUAAUUUGUAUCAACAAAAACGUAUUUCCAAUUGGAAUUGGGUAAUUCGAAUCAAUUCGAUUUAAAAAAAGAAGAGUGUGUGAACGCGAUUCGAAUUCAAUUCGAAUUAAAUGUCCAUGUAAAUGAGGCAUAAGAUGAUGGCCUUUUGUAAGCAUUGAUAUGAGCCAUAUCUACUGAUACAUACAAUAUUUAAUUUUGUUUACACAUUUUAAUAUUUAAAUAGUGUCAAAUUGAUAAGUUUGAUGGACCAAUUUUUGUCAGAACAGGAUUAAUUCAUCUUGUCCUGCUAAUGGAAAAUAAGAUUUAAUCAGUUCUGAAUUUAGUAAUUUUGUCUAAAUAAUAACACUCGUUAAGUGCCAGUCUGCCUAAGAAUCAGGCAGUGAUGAAAACAUGACCAAAAAACCCCACUCAAUUUGACAUUGAUUUCUGUUCAUAAUAUGUAGUUAUGCACAAAAAUAACAUUCAUUUCUGUUUUCUGUUCUGGUAAUAGAAGAUAAAAUUUGAUUGAAAUGCACUAGAAAUUAACAAAUAAGGGGAGAUAACUCUGUGAUUUGCUAUCAUUCUAACCAAUAUUCUUACAGAGUUAUUUGAUAUUACCAGACACACAAAAACGAAAGACUAAUAAUUUUUAACUCAGGAUGAUAGUUAGUAUUGAAUAGAAUGAUUAGCUCGGUGGGUUUUUUCUGAUCAUGUUUUGAUUUUUGCCUAAAUUGCCUGAGUCUUACAAAGACUGGCACUUAAAUCUUAUAAUGUUAUUCCCCAUUUAUUUGACAAUGUUAUUUAAAUAUGAAUUAACACCUAUAUAUUCAAUAAGCUCAAUUAUAACAAGAUAAGGGAUUAAAGACUAUAAGUGAUCUUUCACUAUAUUGUUAAAAAACACAGAAUCAAUGCAAAUAUACACAAAUUAUUGAAAAUACAAGUUAUUAGCAAUAAUUGAAAUUGUGGUUUUUUUUUCAUUUUUUGUUGUCGUGUUGUUGGCUAUUGUUUUUGUACUUAAUGAUAGUUCAGUAUUUUAUACAUUUCUCUGUGUAUUUUUUGUGUAUGUUACAUAUUUUUAUGACUUUAUUAAGAAAUAAUUUGAAGGAAAAGAAAACAGAUUUUUGAAGACAAUUGCAGUUGACUGAAAUUAUUACUUUUACAAUGGUGGUAUGCCUGAUUCUAUAUAAGACAGUCUUUUUGACUGAAUUCCUCAGGUUUCUGGAUAAAUUAAAAUGGUUCCUCAGGUUUCUGGAUACAUUAAAAUGGAAAGGAGGCAAACAUUUUUCAUAUCUUUUCUUUUAAAUUUUGAUUUGAACUUUUGUUCUGUGAUAAUUUUUCAUAUCAGACUACUUGAGUGAUAUGAUUUAUUUUUUUUGAGUAGAAAGAAAAUGCACAACAUCUUAUAUCUACAUCUAUGACAUUGUUUAGAAAAACAGAUUGUCAAUGGUUAUUCAAACUUGAGGAUAUUUUCACCCUUCAGUGAUAUUUAUAUAUUGUAGCUGAGUAACAUCCCAUUGUUUGGAAAACCAGGGAUAAUCUAUAAGAGGUACCAUUGAAGACUAUAUUUGGACAUUUUGACAUCUUUUAAACUUUAUUUUGUUUUGUUGGGUUGCUGUCUGAUUGGUGUUUACCUAAUGGGAUGGUGCUAUUACAAGGAACAUUACAUGGUUUACAUGAAUGUACCAUGUUAUAUAUGGGAGCAAGAAGUUUCAUAUCAGAAUAUCAAAUAGUCACAUGACCCAACUGUGAGAAACUGUUUGGUCACAUGACCCCAACUGUCACAAACUGAAUAGUCACAUGACACCAACUGUCAGAAACUGAAUAGUCACAUGACCCAACUGUCAGAAACUGAAUAGUUACAUGAACUAAUUGUGAGAAACUGUAUGGUCACAUGACCCCAACUGUCAGAAACUGAAUAAUCACAUGACCCAACUGUCAGAAACUGAAUAGUCACAUGACCCAACUGUCAGAACCUGAAUAGUCGACCCAACUGUCAGAAACUGAAUAGUUACAUGAACUAUUGUGAGAAACUGUAUGGUCAUAUGACCCCAACUGUCAGACACUGAACAGUCACAUGACCCAACUGUCAAAAACUGAAUAAUCACAUGACCCCAACUGUCAGAAACUGAAUAGUCACAUGACACCAACUGUCAGAAACUGAAUAGUCACAUGACCCAACUGUCAGAAACUGAAUAGUUACAUGAACUAAUUCUGAGACACUGUAUUGUCACAUGACCCCAACUGUCAGAAACUGAAUAGUCACAUGACCCAACUGUCAGAAACUGAAUAGUCACAUGACCCAACUGUGAGGAACUGUAAGGUCACAUGACCCAACUGUCAGAACCUGAAUAGUCGACCCAACUGUCAGAAACUGAAUAGUUACUUGACCCAACGGCCAGAAACGACAAAUACUUUUUUUUUCCUUGGUAAUAAAUGAACAAAAUUAAGUGGUUACAAGAUCAAUUUCUUAAUGUGAGAAUGUAUAUUCUUUAAUAUUAAUUAUUAUAAAUUGGACAAAUUAUUGGGAUCUUUUUUAUUUAUCCUUUGUUGUACUCUGUUUUGUAAGCAUUGAUCUGAGGAACAAAUAGUCUUGGUAUAAAGACACAAGUGAUAACUUAUUAUACUACAGGUACAUUUAAAUGAAACCAAUCAAUCAUUGACCAUUAUUUAAAAAAAAGUAAGUUUAUACAUUUUAUCAUAGGCAGCAAAACAUAACUGGAGGAAUUUUUUUUUCAAAAUUAUUAUUUAUUCAUAAAUUAAUUUUUUAGCAACUCAGAUUUAUUUAUUUAUCACUUCCCUAAUACUGAGAACUCAUUUAUACAAGGGUGGUAAACUUAGAUUAUUAUUACAGUAGGAGUUAAUGCCCUCUUUUUUUUUUAAUUCACCUCAUAAGCAUGAGAAACGUAUGAAUUACGUAGAAAAAAUAAAUAAAGCAUGGGUUCAAAUCCCAGCAGGGAGGUAAGAACAAAAAAUUUGCGAAAGCAAAUUUACAGAUCUAAAAUUGUUGGUUGAUGUUUAGACGAGUUGUAUUUUAUAUAUAUAUACAACUCGUCUAAACAUCAACCCAACAAUGUUAGAUCUAUAAAUUUGCUUUCGCAAAUUAUACAUUGUACAUUAAGAAUCUUUCAAAUUCAGAAGAACAUAUUUAUUUUUUACAGCUCAAUGAUUUGGUCACUUUAUAUGUUAUACAAAAUUUAGUAAAAAUUACAAUUAUCUCUUUCCUCAGAUCAAUGUGAUUGUAUUGUGAUAUUUUUCGUAUACUUUUCCUAUAUUUAUUGCAGCUUUUUGCAUUUUGUUGAUUAUUUUUUGUAUAUUUUUUAUAUUUAUUGAUAAUAGCCUUAAUCAUGCUUCAGUUUACCAUUACACAAUAAACUGCCUCUAUCAUCUGUUAAAA
Molecule: messenger RNA, 9968 nt
Organism: Mytilus trossulus (common blue mussel)
Lineage: Eukaryota; Metazoa; Mollusca; Bivalvia; Mytilida; Mytilidae
Product: calmodulin-binding transcription activator 1-like
Exons: 24
Coding region: 230-4243 (1337 amino acids)
Biological process (GO): regulation of transcription by RNA polymerase II
Cellular component (GO): nucleus
Molecular function (GO): double-stranded DNA binding; protein binding; transcription coregulator activity
Source: RefSeq, a predicted model, not a curated record